AUCAAGCUGGGACUUGUACACACACGUGAUCUAUUUUCACCUGUGCUGACGCUGCCAAUUUGUACUAUUUCACCUGAUAGUAUUUGCAAACGCACGUGUUUACGGAACACGGGCACAGACGCUAGAUCUAGACGGAACCAGGUAACGUAGCAGCAUGCCGGGAGUAAAACGAAAGGCGUCACGUGCUUCGCCUUAUGAACCGGUCAAUAAACUGACCAAACAGCGAACCUCCACUGCUGCCAGCCCUGUCAGGGAGGAAUCAACCGCCCGCCCACCGCUGCCUUUGCCAAAAUGGCCAAGUCUUAAAAGAAAAACGACGAAAGACAGCGCCACCCCCGAGGGAUCAGGAGACGCGUCCCCUCCACCGGGAUUGAGAAGGGCCCCCACCCUAACCCUGGAGGAUAAAGAAUCCAAGUCGGCUUCACCUCUCGCUGGCAAGAAGAGCUUGUCCAAGAAAGGGUCUGUUGUAGUAGGCGAGGUCGUUACUGCCCCUUCUCUGCCUAAAACAGCGUCCAUCGUUGAAGGUGACGAUAGAGUUACGACCUUGACUCUACUGGCCUCUGGAUCAACUGUUGGCCGCACCACCAGUUUCUCUGAAGCACCUGCUGCAAUAAGCAAGGAACUCUCCAAGACAUCCACCACCACCAAGACGCCUCUCAUCUGUAAGAGCAUCAGCAGAGGAGGCAGCAUCGUCAUCGGCGGGGGAGACGUCCCAUCUCUCAGCAAGUCGUCGUCCAAGUCCAAGUCUGUGUCGUCGAAAUCAGGCUCCGAGACUGGUGUUGCUUUGGAGAAGGUGCUCAGUCUCAGUAAAUCUUUGUCCAAACCGUCUCUGACGAAGGAGAAGUCUGCCAGUCUCAUCAGUGCCGCAGCCGAAGAAGCUGCAGCUGCUGAUGAAGAGAAUGGUGACGGUGCAGUCACAGUGGACAUCCCCCUUCCACCUGGGGGACUCAUGGAGAUCGUUUUCUCCUUCGAUACGACCGGCUCCAUGAUGAGUUGUCUGGAGCAGGUUCGGAGCCAAAUCCAGGAUAUGGUUCAGCGACUCCAGGCAGAUAUCCCUGGCAUACGCAUCGGCAUAUUCGCCCACGGCGACUACUGCGACGCCAGCAACUACGUUGUUCAGUGGAUCGACUUCGGCGCAUCAACCCCGGAGAUCUGCAAGUUCGUUAAAGACGUAAAGCCUACUGGAGGUGGUGACUUCCCAGAGGCGUACGAGGUGGUCCUGAGACGCUGCCAGAGCGUUCUGUCCUGGACCCCCGGGAGUCAGCGUUCCCUGGUGAUGAUAGGGGACGCCAUCCCCCACGAGGCCAAAGAUCCUCAGAAUGAGGAGAACAUUGACUGGAAGACAGAGUGCAGGGCUUUGAGAGACAUGGGCGUCCGCAUCUAUGGUGUACAGGCCGGGUCAAGCAAUGACACAAAAAAGUUCUUCAAAGAAAUGACAAACAUCACUCAUGGCCGCCACUUGCAACUGGAUCAGUUCUCGAACAUCUUCGAUAUGAUCAUGGCUAUCUGCUACAGAGAGAGGGGAGCGGACUUCCUCGAGGCAUACGAGGACGAAGUUCGGGGCCGCCACGGAGGAGGGGCCAUCAGUAAGGAUCUGGAGGGACUGUUCGGGACGCUGAGGGAUGACUCGGACUCUUCUUCGUCGACACCCGUAAAGACAGGGACCAAGAAGGGUAUCCCGAAGGCCACAGCCCUGAAGAAACUGAAAGCAGUGGUGAAGGCUAAAGGUGCAGCUAAGAAGGUCAAGGGCGCCGGUAAAACCAAACCCAAAGCGAAACCGGCAAGGAAAAAGACUGGAGCAAAGAAAACCACCAAAACUAAGACGAAGGCCAAGAAAAGUAAGAAGUUCCUACGUGAAAAUGUAAACGACAAGAAUUUCAUCUUUGGUUCCAACGACGAUGGUUGUGAAGAUGCCUUGCUGAUCGACAUGGAAUGGACGGACUGGAAGCGCGCCAUCUACCCCGCGAAGACAAAGCUCCACUCGCCAUCUAGGUCAGCCCGCGGCACUAAACGAACAUUCAGAGGGGCUAAUGGAUAUGUGAGGUCCGACCUGUUCAAAUGGAACCAUGACGUCCAGGCCAUCUACGAGCUAGGUGUCCGACCUCCAGGAGGCAAUCGGAAGCGUAUCUACGCGACGCUGUUUAAAUUUUCAAAGGGGUUUAAGAGCAAUCAGGCAUGGGAUUCAUUCCUGUUGAGGAACAAACGCGCGUUUGAGGCGGUGAGCAAUGUUAUCGCACGGGAGGGAUUGAUCUUUGUCAGGCGAGCUGUGUACCCUCCCGAUAAUGAUAUUUGGUUCCCAGAUACCAUCAAACGCAUCAAGGAAAUAUUUGACUAUGCGUGGAACAAGCCUUUGAAAGGAGGUGAAAACUUCCGAACCAUUGAAAAGGGUAGUUUUCUCAUCAGUGGCGUCCGAAAGGCUCGGAACACUCCCAAGAAGAAAACAGCCACCACCUCUAAGGGUAAGAGCUCAUCUAAAAAGACAAAGGCAGCUGCUGUGAAGAAAUCAAAGCCCAAAACCAUAACCACUAAAAAGACAGCUAAAAAAACUAAACCAACCAAAAAGACAAAAGCACCCGCUAAAAAGACAAAAGGCAAAGGGAAGGCAGCUAAAUAGACAGGGACUUAUCUUCAACAGUGUUUAACUGCCAUUAUAUUUUAAUACUGACAUUGGAACUAUCAUCAUGGAACUAUCAUCAACAUCUUCUCCAGCAUACUGGAUGCUUACAGAGGAAUACUGGACCAAGAGGACGAGUACUAAAUGCAUCUUCACUUUACAUUAAUAUCUCAUGACUAGUAUACAUUGAAACAUUAUACACCAUUUAAAUAACACCUAAUAACGAUGGCUGGAGUUUUUUCCGAUUUUAUAGAAUACCGCACUGUUUAUUUAGCAAUAUAUGAAUGCAUUUGAUAAAGAUUAUUGCACUUUUUUAAAAGAUGGUUUUGAUAGAGAUGCUUAUGUUCUGAAAGGGAUGUUGAUAAUCCCUGAAAACACCUCGACACUAAUGAACUGGGCAGUUUUUGGUGGGCGGAUUCACAUCAAGAAAUUAAAGUGCUUUAGUGAAUAGAUUGAUGGCAUGUUAAGAUGAAUGAGUGCAUUUUGUUGAAUGCUUUGUUUACCAAGAUACCAUUUCUCGCUAAUUUUCAUAAUAAUUCAUGAGUAUCAAGUAUCAUAUUCAUUAAUAAUUACAAUCAGAAAACGUGGGAUGAUAAAUGGAUUCUCAUGAUCGGGUCUUGUAAGAUGAAAUAUGUCAGGAUUUGGUGAAAGUCAAAAUUUCUUCCGCAAGAGUAGUGGUAUUUGUUUUAUUGAUCAUAUGUCAAAUGUUUUAUCUUGGAAAUCACUCGGAUGAGAGUCUGUAUUUUAUUUAAUAUGUUUGCCGGCCGUU
This is a messenger RNA of Haliotis rubra (blacklip abalone), 3383 nucleotides long. RefSeq lists its product as uncharacterized. Lineage: Eukaryota; Metazoa; Mollusca; Gastropoda; Lepetellida; Haliotidae. The transcript has 7 exons. The record is from RefSeq and is a predicted model, not a curated record. Bases 155 to 2614 code for a protein of 819 amino acids.